CGAACUGACUAAAUAGCGUGGGCUAUUGCAACCAUAUUUACACAACCAUACAAGAAACUCCAUCAUAUUCAUGUAUGCAUCUUUCACUAUUCAUCUCAAAAUGGGAAAGGCCUGGAUUCUGGCUGCAGCUCUCCUCCAAGCCAUUGCCAUUGAAGCUGCCGUGAGUGUUGGUGGUGGUGGUGGUGGUUUUGGUGUUGGAGUGGGAGUUGGAAUAGGUGGUGGGGGUGGGGGUGGGGGGGUGUGGAUUGGGGGUGGAGGGGUUGGUAGUCCAAGCCCAUCUGGGAGUGGUGGCUCAGAAUCAAAGCUCCAGAAAGCUUACACUGCUCUCCAAGCAUGGAAAUCUGCAAUCUCAAAUGACCCAUUGGGGAUUUUGAGCUCCUGGGUUGGCUCAAAUGUGUGCAACUACAAAGGGGUUUUCUGCUCAUCAUCUUCUCAAGAAGAAGAGGCAGUUGUGGCAGGUAUAGAUCUCAACCAUGCAAAUCUUCAAGGCAUUCUUGUAAAGGAGCUGUCUUUGUUAACAGACCUCUCUCUUCUCCACCUCAACACCAAUAGGUUUUCAGGGACAAUCCCAGAAACCUUGAGAGACCUCACAUCACUCACUGAGCUUGACCUCAGUAACAACCAAUUCUCAGGUCCUUUUCCCACAACUGUUCUUUUCAUCCCAAAUCUCCUCUACUUAGACCUCAGAUUCAAUGCCUUCUCUGGGCCCAUCCCUAAUGACCUCUUCAACAAGAACCUUGAUGCAAUUUUCCUCAACAACAAUCAGUUCAGUGGGGAAUUGCCUCAGAAUCUGGGGAAUUCUCCAGCUUCUGUAAUAAAUCUGGCUAACAACAAGCUCUCUGGGGAGAUCCCCUUCAGUUUGGGGUACAUGGGUUCAAGAGCCAAGGAAAUCUUGUUCCUCAAUAACCAGCUAACAGGCUGCAUCCCUGAAGGGAUUGGGAUGUGGGCAGAUUUGCAGGUUCUUGAUGUGAGCCACAAUUCUUUGAUGGGUCAUUUGCCUGACUCCAUUUCUUGCUUGGGUGACAUUGAAGUCCUCAACUUGGCACACAACAAGCUCACUGGGGAAUUAGCAGACCUGGUUUGCUCACUCAGGAGUCUCGUGAAUUUGACAUUGGCUUACAAUUUCUUCUCCGGGUUGAGCCAAGAAUGCAACCACCUCUCUUUAAGGAAUGUGGGGUUUGAUUUCUCCCUCAACUGCAUUCCGGGAAAGCAGAUGCAAAGGCCCCAACCAGAUUGCUCUAUCGUCCCAGGUGGUAGCCUCAGUUGUCUUAGAAUUCCUGCAGUUAAGCCUAUUGUUUGUGGAACAUUGCUUGGUGAUCAGGAGACUAGUAAUCAAAGCCCUCCUUCUCAUUGAUUUGGGUCAAGGAGAAAGGUGGAAAAUUCUACUGUUAGACUCGCAGUUUCAAGACAAUUGAGAUUGUUCAACCUAAAUUCAGGUUAGUUUAACCUUAGAAUUUUCUUGUUGUAAUACAGGUUAGUACUGGCUAACUCUCAUUGCAACUUGGAGAGUUGUUAUACCUUGAGCAUUGUAGCAUUCUUGGCCUAUUUCUUCAAGACUAAUGCAUAUAGAUAUGUAAGUUUAUGAUCUGUCAAACAUGCCAAAACAGAAUGCCAACAUCUACCUUGUA
Molecule: messenger RNA, 1628 nt
Organism: Ipomoea nil (Japanese morning glory)
Lineage: Eukaryota; Viridiplantae; Streptophyta; Magnoliopsida; Solanales; Convolvulaceae
Product: leucine-rich repeat extensin-like protein 4
Exons: 1
Coding region: 71-1354 (427 amino acids)
Molecular function (GO): protein binding
Source: RefSeq, a predicted model, not a curated record